Corythoichthys intestinalis (scribbled pipefish) is the source of this 912-nucleotide messenger RNA. Its product is annotated as C-type lectin lectoxin-Lio3-like. The coding region runs from base 115 to 912 and encodes 265 amino acids. The record is from RefSeq and is a predicted model, not a curated record. The transcript is spliced from 8 exons. NCBI's taxonomy places the organism in Eukaryota, Metazoa, Chordata, Actinopteri, Syngnathiformes, Syngnathidae.
AGUUCUCGUUUACCCCCCCCCCCCCACCACCCCUCUAUGUGCUGGUAUGUUGAAAAGCUGCUCUUAUCUUUCCUCAUCUUCAUUUACUCAAGAUAAGGCAUCACAAGAACAAAGAUGGCAUUUGGUCUUCACUGGCUGUUGUUAAUGUUUGGGAUCAGUGGACUCAUAACUGGAACUUGGGCUUUUGCCAUAAAAAGAGAUGAAGAUUGCCCACCAGGCUGGACUCGAUUGAACAAUCGCUGUUUACUCUUUCAAAAUGAGAGAUUAAACUUUGCUCUUGCCGAGACUGUCUGCAAUGUGUUUGGGGGAAAUCUGGUUUCAAUACGAACUCAGUUAGAAAAUGAAGUUGUUCGACAUGUGAUUCUUGCUGGGGGUGGAUCUUUUCUGCGUUCUUGGAUUGGACUCCAUGACCGCAUCGAGGAUGGAAGCUUUUUAUGGACAGAUGGCUCAGAUUUUGGGUUCACGGAUUGGGCUAAUAACCGUCCAAGAGAGAAUACCAAUCAAGACUGUGCAGAGAUAAACUUUCGAGCUAAGGUCUACUCUCAGUGGCAGGGAAGUAAGACCACAGCAGACCCACCCAGGGCUGAGACUGAACAACACUGGAAGAGUGUCUGGGAAAAAGAGGCGUCUCACAACACUAACGCCCAAUGGCUGGCAGACCUGCAGUCAGAACAUCUCAACAUCCCAGAACAAGACCCAGUAGUCAUCACAACAGCAGACAUCCAGACAAGACUGUCCAAAAUGAAGAACUGGACAGCUCCAGGGCCCGACAAAUUUCAUGUCUACUGGCUUAAGAAGCUAACAUCACUCCAUGAACACCUAGCAGUACAAAUAAACCAGCUGCUGACGUUGGGGACCCACCCAGAGUGGCUAACCCAAGGUCGGACAGUCCUCAUCAUGAAGGACCCCUAG